AUGGACGAGUCGGCUCUGAACUGGAACCGCCUGUUGAUGUCUGUUGAUGUCACCAACCCCCCUCGCCUUGCUCUGCUGGACCAAGCCCGUCAUCCGGCAGGGCAGAGAGUGGCACAGAACAUGUCUGCAGGUACUGCGUGGCCCCACCAUCACGAUCUUGUUCGGUUGGUCACUCUGCUCGGCGGCAAGAGCAGCGCUGUGAAAGGCUCGAGCUACGCUGCGGAGCGGAGAGCUGCGUGGGCAAAAGCAAGCAAAGGGUGCCCAAGGCCCCCAAUUGACAUGAUUGAGCGUAGUGUAAAGCCACUCACGCCACCACGUCUGACCCUAGUACGCGCCCCGAUGCAGGCCAAGCACUGUGAUAUCCCUGCGAGCCCCUCCUCCCAGUCUGCCCUCCACCUUCUUCUCCGGACUCAUCCAUCCCACGUUUCCUUCUGCUGGGAAUUUCUGGCCGCAGAUCAAGAGGCCCUCGGCUAUGCAGGUCGCGUUCUGGCCGCCUCAAAGAUUUUCAAUCUCUGA
Messenger RNA from Clonostachys rhizophaga, 516 nucleotides. The record is from the annotation of a GenBank genome assembly. Lineage: Eukaryota; Fungi; Ascomycota; Sordariomycetes; Hypocreales; Bionectriaceae.